AUGUUCAGAUCAUCUAUUAUAUUCAGAAGUAUCCCAUUCUUGCGCAAUAGGGUUCAGUCAUCUAUACCAAGCUUCAUUUCGCCAGCUAGACAUUUAUCAUUAUAUUCAUUAUCAUCGUCACCAAAUGUACAACCUAGCAUUUUAAACAAAAUCGGCAUGCUUAGAGCAUCCGGUAGUCCAAGUUCUAUUAUUCAAAAGGAGUAUAUAAAUCCUACUAUUCAAAAUGAUCCACUCGCACCAUUAAGUGACAUUGAGGUUGAAGAUAAUACCAUGCAUAUGGACUCAGUAUUAAGAAAAAGAAGAUUGAAGAUGAAGAAACAUAAGUUGAGAAAGAGAAGAAGGGCACAGAGAUCUUUGAAGAAGAGGUUAGGUAAAUUAUAG
This is a messenger RNA of Debaryomyces fabryi, 381 nucleotides long. RefSeq names its product mitochondrial 37S ribosomal protein mS38. Gene Ontology annotation, cellular component: mitochondrion. NCBI's taxonomy places the organism in Eukaryota, Fungi, Ascomycota, Pichiomycetes, Serinales, Debaryomycetaceae. The record is from RefSeq and is a predicted model, not a curated record. Gene Ontology annotation, biological process: mRNA processing. The transcript has a single exon. Bases 1 to 381 code for a protein of 126 amino acids.